AUGAAUUUCGCCACAGCUGCAGCUAAAGAAAUCGGGACAGCGAUUCUACAAGCGGAUGUCGAGAUGAAGAAAAGGAUAAAGAAAAUGAUGAAACAGAGAACGUUGGAGGAUGUUGCAGUGUUGCACACUGUGCUGGAACGUGUGUCCGAGUCCUCCAACCAACAACUCAAGAUAGAUUUCGAGAAGCACCGUAUCCCAGAACGUCUCAAGAAAGUUGCCUCAUUGGUGACGAAUACUCACUAUCACUCUUUUGCUGGAACACAGGGAGAUGACAAGGAAUUCACUCUCUUCACGUGUUUAAGAAACGAAGAUUACUGGAUCGAGAAACAACGACUUGCAUGUGCUGGAGGAGCAGUUGAAGGGAUUAUAUAUUUUUUUGGCUCUACACUUCCCACGCUUUGGUCCCACGCUCCCGGUACAACUUGUUCAACGGUGGCAAUGCCAAUGCCAAUGGUACCGCCUGAUAUCCCCGUUCGCAUGGGAUUCCUAAUUGCCGAUAUGCAGAAACAUUUGGGAGAGACUGAAGAGGAUUUGAAAUUUGUGGUGGACGAGAUUGAGAGUAUCAUCGAUCAGUCGAAAUUGCUGAUGUUGGCUAAUAUUGUUUGA
Messenger RNA from Caenorhabditis remanei, 606 nucleotides. RefSeq lists its product as uncharacterized. Bases 1 to 606 code for a protein of 201 amino acids. The transcript is spliced from 3 exons. Lineage: Eukaryota; Metazoa; Nematoda; Chromadorea; Rhabditida; Rhabditidae. The record is from RefSeq and is a predicted model, not a curated record.